GUUCCAAAUUUUCGUUUCUUGGACUCUCACUGGGAUAUCUCUGGGUGGAACGUACAUGUUGUAAUGCACAACUCAAACCUGGACUUUGCGGUCGGUGCGUGUGGCGUGCAGCAUGUUACCCGUAUUGUGCCGCACGUGUUCUCAGCUCUGCUCGGUUCUGCCCCUCUGGUGCAGUACGUGCAAUGCCGUGUAGCGCGUAUCAUACAACUAUGUGUAUACCCUGCCGACGAACGAGGUGCACUCACGGAGAUGAUACUGGAAUUGCGUCGUCUUGGGUAUCCCUACCGUGCGAUCGCAUACGCUAUGUGCCGCGUACGCCCGCACAUGCACACGAACACGUUCAAGAAAAUGCGGAAACUCACUAUUACUUUCGGCAAACAAAUCGGGUGAUCAUUCAGGUGUUGGGCCCGUUUUCUUAGUGUACCACAUCAUGUUACUCCAUUUUGUCGUGUUCGUUUUCGUCAAUGAGCUUUCUACGUAUUGUCGUCUCCUACAUGUGUAUGUUCUUCUCCCUGUACUUCUACCUCUAUUCCCUCAUCGUCGAUCUUGUGUGACUGGCACUACUACUGAGCAGCUGUGAGAUACAUAACGACACGGAACGUAUCUUCCGUGUAUGGGCACAUCGGCAACGCGAGUAAUACACAUAUGGGCAACAUUCAUAUCACCCAACUGUUUGGACUAUUGCUCAACGGCACCUUUGUGUUCAUAAUCUGUGCGUUUGUCCUCAAGGGUUUUUUCUGGCACGCGUACUGUCUGCCCGCCCAUAUCGAUCCUCGUCGACAUGGCCGGCUGGUGGCGUUCGCAGUGGGACGGACAGCGCGGUGGCUACCAGUCCGGCUGGGGCAGCGGCGGGUCAGGCGGACCUUCGGGCGACCGCCCCUUCCAGUACGGCCUUCUGGAGGGCCUCACCAGGGCGGACAUCGAGUCGUUCAAGGCAGCCAAGCGGCAGGAGGGCCUCAAGGACGCGGUUCGCGAGGUUCUACGUGAGACGCAGGGUGCGGACGCCUCUCGCCACGCUCCUGCCCCCAAGACUGACUUGGAGCAGCUCUUGUCUCUGGCCACUCCGCAGCGCCAGACUCCCAGCCUGCAGGGGGGCGGCGCGAGCUCGGCGGGCCCUGCGGCUCCCCCGAGCGCCGCCGCCGUGGCAGAGGCUUUGGCGGCGAACCCAGAGUUCCUGAGGGCUGUCGGCGGUGGUAAGCGGGCGGAAGCUGCGCCGCCAGCAGCGGCGCCUACAGCCAAGAAGGGGCGCUAUGACGUGAAGAUGUCGGAGAGGGCGGUGGUGCCGCCGAGCACGGCCAUCGUCGUGGCCAACACCUUCGGUUUCGCGGUGCCGGCCGGCCAGGUCACGGCGCUGCAGCUCGUGCAGGCGGUCCUCGGGAAGAAGGGCUCCCAGAAGAAAGUUGCGCAGUACCUCAAGGACAACGGCCUCCAGGAGAAGUGCCACGGGAAGUCCGCGGAGCAGAAGGCGAGGGCGGCCGUCCUGCACCUGGCGGAGAGUUUCCUCGCACAGCUUCGUGAGGAGAGCCGCGAGGAGCAGGAGCCGGAGGUGCCCCCGCCGGUGCGCCUGUGACUGGACUCUGCCAUACCGCCCACUGUGCCACCAGGGCGGCUGCAUGUCCUGCUGGACUUCCUGGUGUGGUUUGUGCCACGGUUCUGCUUAGCUUGCUUGGGUGUGGCAGCUCUGCACUACCUGCUCCCGUGGAUCCUGCAAUGUCUGUGCGAUUUGGCAACUGGGUUAUCACAGCCAUUUAGCGUGGAGAACAUGCCGGAAGCACCGUGGCAGAUGCAAUACCCAAAUGCAGCCAUGCAUGUCUUCGAUGCCCGGGGCGGGGGCCCCCCCCCGGCAGAGUCCUACAGCUACCAUCAGCUACCAGCACCAGUCCUCUCUGCCGUACUUCGCCUACCUUUGCGGAGGCUGCGUCCUGAUGGGUGUCGGGCCUUUCUUCCGCUUCCUGUUGGCUACAGGUACGUCUUUCCUGGCAUCGGCGUUUCAUCGGCACCUGUUGGGGCACGGUGCCGUCGAGGGUAACUACCGUGGCGGUGCAUACUCAAGCCCCUAUGGGAUGUGGCAUCCACCCGGCUAUGCCUGGCCAUACCCUGGCGGCCACACCAAUGUGAUGAUGUACCCUCCAGUGCAAACCGGAUCGCCGGCGACGGCGUCCCCGAGGCUUGGGUGGUGAUCUGAUUUUGUGAGCCGGGGUUAGCUCUGCAUAGGCCUAGAGGUGUCGAAAGUAUAGGGGCUUCCAGUGCCGCCCUUCCCCCCUCCCCCUCUUCCCCCUUUCCCGUCCUCUUUUUCCCCCCCGCCCGUCUCCCAGUGCGACCCGGGAAGGGGAUCAUCUUUUGAAUGUGUUUUCGUCCCCCAUGGGUUCAGCAUUUCAUAUGUGCAUUUCUUGCAUGCGUGCUCUUGCACUUCUCAGGCCACGUUGCGGGAGUCACGGAUUAGCUGAAUUUCGCAUCUUCGUGCCUGUGUCUUGCAUGCGUGUUGUUGCAAUUCAUGAGUCGCGUUGUUGAUGCAAUGUCAGGGGCAUCUCUGCGCGUGUCUGCAUUUAGCCUCAAGGUUUAGGCUGGCGCUCAAGGGGCCAGAUUUCCCGCACACCCGGGUGGGUCUUGAGGUGAGAAGGAGCGCUUUCUGUAGCCGCUCAGGAAAAGAGCUUGGA
Molecule: messenger RNA, 2657 nt
Organism: Prorocentrum cordatum
Lineage: Eukaryota; Dinophyceae; Prorocentrales; Prorocentraceae
Source: the annotation of a GenBank genome assembly